Sphaeramia orbicularis (orbiculate cardinalfish) is the source of this 4053-nucleotide messenger RNA. It is a transcript of the gene grm5a, whose product is annotated as glutamate receptor, metabotropic 5a. Gene Ontology annotation, molecular function: G protein-coupled receptor activity. The record is from RefSeq and is a predicted model, not a curated record. The coding region runs from base 1 to 3654 and encodes 1217 amino acids. Gene Ontology annotation, cellular component: membrane. The transcript is spliced from 17 exons. Gene Ontology annotation, biological process: G protein-coupled receptor signaling pathway. NCBI's taxonomy places the organism in Eukaryota, Metazoa, Chordata, Actinopteri, Kurtiformes, Apogonidae.
AUGGCAGCAGGUGUAUGGAGGAAUACAGGGAAUGGGAACAGACUGGGAGCAUACUUGUGGCUCUUGGCAGUUAAUGUAUUACUGGGAGCUGGUGUGAACUGGCUGGGCCUAAAGGGCCAGAUUGCGGUCAAAGCCCAGAACAAUGAGAGGAGGGUAUUGGCCCAUAUCCCUGGAGACAUCAUCAUAGGGGCGUUGUUCUCUGUCCAUCACCAACCACCUGCAGACAAGGUUCAUGAGCGUAAGUGUGGUGCAGUGCGUGAGCAAUAUGGGAUCCAGAGAGUGGAGGCCAUGAUGCAUACCCUGGAUCGGAUCAACGCAGACCCCACUAUCCUCCCAAAUAUCAGCCUGGGCUGUGAGAUCAGGGACUCAUGCUGGCACUCUGCAGUGGCACUGGAGCAGAGUAUUGAGUUCAUUCGUGACACACUGGUGUCCAACGAAGAAGAGGACAACCAGGGACGAUGCACUACAGAGGCAGGGAGCUUGCUGCUGCAGGGGAAGAAGCCCAUUGUGGGACUUAUCGGACCAGGGUCCAGCUCUGUAGCCAUCCAGGUCCAAAAUCUCCUCCAGCUUUUCAACAUCCCACAAAUUGCCUACUCGGCCACAAGUAUGGAUCUCAGUGACAAGAGCUUGUAUAAAUAUUUCAUGAGGGUAGUGCCAUCAGAUAUGCAACAGGCUAGAGCGAUGGUGGAUAUUGUGAAACGAUACAACUGGAGCUAUGUGUCUGCAAUACACACAGAAGGUAACUAUGGUGAGAGCGGUAUGGAGGCUUUCAAGGACAUGGCAGCAAAAGAGGGAAUCUGCAUCGCACAUUCAGAUAAGAUAUACAGCAAUGCUGGAGAACAGAACUUUGACAAGCUUUUGCAAAAACUACGAGGACACCUGCCAAAAGCUAGGGUUGUAGCCUGCUUCUGUGAGGGGAUGACAGUCAGAGGAAUACUGAUGGCGAUGAGACGACAGCGUCUGGUCGGAGAGUUUCUGCUGGUGGGGAGUGAUGGUUGGGCCGACAGAUAUGAUGUGACUGAUGGCUAUGAGAGGGAGGCAGCUGGUGGAAUCACUAUAAAGCUGAAGUCAGCAUAUGUGACCUGGUUUGAUGAUUAUUACCUGAACCUGAAGCCUGAUGCAAACCUGAGAAACCCCUGGUUCCCUGAAUUUUGGCAGCACCGCUUCCAGUGCAGGUUGAGGGGGCACCCACAGGAGAGCAGCCUAUACAACCGCACCUGUACUUGGAGAGAAUCUUUGCGUCAUCAGUAUGCCCAAGACACCAAGAUGGGUUUUGUCAUAAAUGCGAUCUACUCUAUGGCUUAUGGCCUAGAUGCCAUGCAAAGAUCCCUCUGUCCAGGAUUUAAGGGUUUGUGUGACGACAUGCGACCUAUAGACGGCCGCAAACUGCUAGAUUUCCUCAUGAGAACAAACUUCAUCGGAGUAUCUGGGGAGACCAUCCACUUUGACCAGAAUGGAGAUUCACCUGGCAGGUAUGAAAUCAUGAACUUCAAGCACAUAGGAGAAGAUGACUACUCCUACAUCCAUGUGGGAAGCUGGGAUCAAGGUGGCUUAAAGAUGAAUGAUGAGGAAAUUUGGAGUAACAACAGUGAUUUCAUUCAGUCUGUCUGCUCGGAGCCCUGCCAGAAGGCACAGAUCAAGGUGAUCCGUAAAGGAGAGGUGAGCUGCUGUUGGACCUGUACUCCCUGCAAGGAGAACGAGUUUGUGUUUGAUGAGUACACAUGUCGAGCGUGUACUCUCGGCUCCUGGCCUACAGAUGACCUCACUGGUUGUGAGCCAAUCCCUGUGCAGUAUGUGCGCUGGGGGGAUCCGGAGCCAAUCGCUGCGGUGGUCUUCGCCUGCCUGGGUCUCAUGGCCACACUUUUUGUCACUUCUGUCUUCAUAAAAUUCUGGGACACCCCUGUGGUCAAGUCAUCCAGUCGUGAAUUGUGCUACAUCAUUCUGGCUGGGAUAUGCCUGGGCUACCUGUGCACCUUCAGCCUUAUUGCCAAGCCCCACAUAAUCUACUGCUACCUCCAAAGGUUGGGAAUAGGUCUGUCCCCUGCCAUGAGCUACUCUGCUCUGGUCACCAAGACCAACCGUAUAGCACGGAUCCUGGCAGGCAGCAAGAAGAAGAUCUGCACCAAGAAACCACGCUUUAUGUCCGCCUGCGCACAACUGAUCAUUGCCUUCCUACUCAUACUGCUGCAGCUGGGGAUUAUUGUGGCACUCCUCAUCAUAGAGCCACCACAGGUGAUUCAUGACUACCCCAGCAUCCGCGAGGUACACUUAAUCUGCAACCUGACCACUCUGGGGGUGGUGGCGCCACUGGGCUACAACGGCCUGCUUAUCCUCAGCUGCACCUUCUAUGCCUUCAAGACUCGUAAUGUUCCUGCCAACUUUAACGAGGCCAAGUAUAUUGCCUUUACCAUGUACACGACCUGUAUCAUCUGGUUGGCCUUUGUUCCCAUUUACUUUGGCUCCAACUAUAAGAUCAUAACCAUGUGUUUUAGUGUCAGCCUCAGCGCCACAGUGGCACUCUGCUGCAUGUUUGUUCCAAAGGUUUACAUUAUGCUUGCCAAACCUGAGAAGAAUGUACGCAGUGCUUUCACAACAUCUACAGUGGUACGCAUGCAUGUUGGGGAUGCUAAAAAAGCUGCCAAAUCUGGUAAACCCUCCAGCAGCAUGGCCAACUUGUUCCGACGUCGUGGCUCUGGACAAGAGAACAUCAGUUCCAAUGGAAAAUCUGUGACAUGGGCCCAGAAUGAGCACAGCUACAGGCCAAACCUAUGGAAAAGAAUGUCAUUCCAUGUCAAGAAAAAGGGCGCAGUAGAGACAAACCAGACAGCCAUCAUCAAACCCUUCUCUAAAGGAGGCGAUGACCCUGCAGACAUAAGCAUCAAACAGGAGUAUGAGGAGCCACAGGGGUCUCAGUCUUUUAACUGCUCCCCUUCCCAGUCACCCAUAAACACAAUCAGCCAGCAUGCAGCAAAAGCAAGGGGUUUCCAGGGAGGAGGAGAUGAGGGAGAUGCCCACGUUUUAACCACGUACAUACCUGAACACCCUAGUGGGGUGAGGAGGCGAGGUGGAGACAACAGUCAAACUGUGAGUGUUAACAUAGCUGAUGGUGGGGACAUUAGUGCCAUAGGUGUAGGAGACAUCGGUAUAGGGAUGAUUGGGGGCCAAACUCAGGGUACAACAAUCAUGGACCAAAUUAGCUGUGUUGUUAACCGUUUCACCGCCAACAUCAGUGAGCUCAACACCAUGAUGCUGCCAGGAGGAGCCGCCAUCAGCCCUAACUCCACCAUUGCUCGGCCUACAGCUGCAGACGCUGGCCCCGACCCCGGCCCAGGGCCCGGCCCCCACCAGUACCUCACAUCAAGGAGCAAACAAGGCUCCUCCACGGUCACCACAUAUGCUGAGGUUGCAGCUGUCUCCAGUUUCUGUGAGAACCGGCCUGCAGGUAAGCUGUAUGAGCACCUGGCUGGGACCUGUGUGAGCGGCAGACGAGCCAAGGACAGGGAGGAGCUGCUGGCUCUGACGCCCCCGUCCCCGUUUAGAGACUCAUCUCUGGGGUCCAACAGCAGCUCUCCUCCCUCACUGUCUCCUGCUUCUGAGGCUGAAUACGACCAGCUGCUGCUGAGACACUACAGCCAGAGCUCCUCGUCGCUCUAAACCUGCCCCCGACACUCCUGCUUCUUGAUUUGCCUCUUUUUGGAAUAAAUUCUACCCUUCAGACUCUUAUCUGAUCUUUUAUCUGAUGCCUUUCUAUAUGUGGAUAUUAUCAGUGUUUCAUAAUUUUCUAAGUAUUUUCAUUUUGACGUUUUAUUGAAUGCACCCCAUAUGCCUCUGCUGAGAGGACUUUGAGAGGAAAACAAACUGCAGGAUUUUUGACUCUGGAGUUUGAAGCCAAUUUAUGAAUAUGAAAUAAGCGCUGGAAUGUCAAGAACCGUGGCAAACUGGACAGCACAUGGGCAUUUCAAAGGACUUGACAUUGUGUGCUGACAUGUUUCUAACUCAGUUUAAAACUUUACAAUUCCAAAGAAAAAUUAUAAGCUGCGGAAAAAUUUUUAA